AUGGUAGACAAUGCUCUUCGUCGACAUGCUGAACAAGAAGCAGACGAUAGUCCUGAUGAAGAGUCUCCAAAUGAAAGCACUCAGAGGUUUUACAAUCUCUUGGCUGAGGCAAACCAACCUGUAUUUGAAGCGUAUGACAUGUUAUCUGGUUGGAGCAUGCAUGGUCGAUUAGCUUGUUCACAUUGCAUGGAACACACAAAGUCAUUCUUAUUGACGCAUGGUCAGAAAAGUUGUUGGUUUGACUGCCAUAGAAGGUUCUUGCCCAUUGAUCACAUGUUUAGGAGAAACAAAAAGGCUUUUCGCAAAGGACAACUUGAAACAGAUAUGCCACCUCCUAGGCUGAAUCCAUCUCAAGUUUGGAGAAGAGUGAAACAUUUUCCAAAAGUCAAUGAAAGUGGUAUCAAUAGAAUUGAAUGGUACGGGGAGUGGCAUAAUUGGACCAAGAGAAACAUUUUUUGGGAUCUUCCGUAUUGGAAGGAUAACUUGUUGAAACAUAACUUGGAUGUCAUGCAUAUAGAAAAGAAUUUCUUUGACAACAUCUUCAACACAGUCAUGAAUGUUAGUGCUAAGACGAAAGAUAAUGAAAAGGCAAGGAAAGAUUUACCUUUGUAUUGUGCGCGAAGAGACUUAGAGUUGAAGGCCAAAUAUAAUGGCAGGUUGCUAAAGCCAAAGGCAAAUUACAUCUUAUCAAAAGACGAGGCCAAAAUAGUUUGUCGAUGGAUAAAGGAGCUUAGAAUGCCAGAUGGCUAUUCUUCAAACUUGGCCCAAUGUGCUAAUAUUGAUAAGGGUAGUAUUCAAGGGUUAAAGAGUCAUGAUUGCCAUGUCUUUAUGGAAACUCUAAUCCUUGUUGCGUUUAGAUGUUUGCCCAUGCAUGUGUUAAAUCCACUGAUAGAAAUCAGUCAUUUCUUUAAGGAUUUGUGCGCCACGACGCUCAAGGCAAAUUAUUUGAGAAAGUUGGAGGAAAAUAUUCCAAUUAUUCUUUGCAAAUUGGAAAGAAUACUUCCUCCUGCAUUCUUUGAUUCCAUGGAACAUCUUCCAAUUCAUCUUGUAUAUGAAGCACGGCUUGGUGGACCAGUGCAAUAUAGGUGGAUAUAUCCGUUUGAAAGAUUCAUGGGAGAGUCAAAACGUUCAGUCAAAAAUAAAGCCAGAGUGGCAGGAUCAAUUUGUGCGGCUUACUUGCAUCGUGAAACAACAUACUUUUGUUCUCAUUAUUUCAAAAACUUCAUGUUGUCGUCGAUGAAUGUUAGGAAUGAAACACAAUGUCAAUCUGGCACAUCUCAUUCAAAUUUGUCGGUGUUUCGAGAAGUAGGCCGUCAUGCGGGCAAAGAGUUCACUCAUUGGUUAAGUGAUGCUGAAUUCAACUCUGCUCAUGUCCAUGUCUUAAUUUAUUUCCUUGAAGUUAAGGUUCAUAACCAGCCAUUAAGUCCCUUAAUUCAAGAUCUACAGGAAUUGUCAAAUUGGCCCAUGAGAUGUGUCAAAGAAUGGCACACGUAUUUUGUAAAUGGAUACAAGUUCCACACCGAUGCAUGGUCGAAAGGAAAAAAGACAACUAAUUGUGGGGUGUUCGUUAAGGGCCUUACAGAGGGUGGUUAUGAUGACUUUUAUGGUAUUAUUCAAAAAAUUUAUGAGCUGGAGUAUAAUACUUCAACUACUCCAAAGAGGGUAGUUCUUUUUUAUUGUCAAUGGUUUGAUCCAUCUAGGAGUGGAACAAGAGUGGAUCCUAGGUAUAAUAUUGUAGAAAUUCAAAUGACUUCAAGAUACCGGCCAUUUGAUCCAUUCAUUCUAGCUCUUAAUGUUAGACAAGUUUAUUAUGUCUCAUAUCCAGCAUUUCGCAACAUUGACAAACGUGGUUGGUGUGUUGCAAUACAAACCAAGCCUAGGGGUCGCAUUAAGUCAAAUGAUGACGAAGACGAUAUCCCUUUCCAAGUUGAUGAAAUGACACAUGGAAAUGAAAUUAUUGAAGUUGAAGGUGUAUCUGCAUUGCACGACUUCGAUGCUGAUGCUGAAGAUGAUGCAUCAAACAAGAUGACAAUGCGAUGA
This is a messenger RNA of Vigna angularis (adzuki bean), 2040 nucleotides long. RefSeq lists its product as uncharacterized. The transcript has 4 exons. Bases 1 to 2040 code for a protein of 679 amino acids. The record is from RefSeq and is a predicted model, not a curated record. Lineage: Eukaryota; Viridiplantae; Streptophyta; Magnoliopsida; Fabales; Fabaceae.